Molecule: messenger RNA, 513 nt
Organism: Striga asiatica
Lineage: Eukaryota; Viridiplantae; Streptophyta; Magnoliopsida; Lamiales; Orobanchaceae
Source: the annotation of a GenBank genome assembly
AUGAUUACCCUGCUUUUCCUGAUGCAAGAUGCGCUGCUGACGCGAGAUGCUGCUGUCAUUCUUUCUGGCAUCCAAGAGAUGCGGAUGAAAUCAAUAGCAGCGACGAAGCCAGUCCCAGUUGCGUAUAGUAUAGUAAGCUUGGUCGGCAAGCCUGUGAGCGAUCCAGGAAAGCCUGGCUCCAUCAAGACUUCUCCUCUUAGGCAAUCAAGAGCUAGGUCAAGCGCAUCUAGUUCUAUUCGUUCUCCCGCUUAUGUAUUCUCCCUUGUAGCUGCCAAGAAGCAGGAAUCCUUAGGGAAAUCUCGACCUUUUCGGGCGGGGGUCCAUUGUAUUGUAGAAAUUGAUUCAGAUUUAGACUUUCGUCAGAACAGAAGCGGUAGUGGACUGUUGCCAUCGAAAGACGAGUGGGGUAAGGAAGAGCGGGUCGGAAGUACAAAGUCCGUGGACAGAUCGGAAGUUGAGGCCUCGUACCUCGGGCAUCGGUUUAUCCAUCCUUCUUCUGAUCCAGGGGCGUAA